Messenger RNA from Neopsephotus bourkii (Bourke's parrot), 2945 nucleotides. RefSeq names its product bromodomain adjacent to zinc finger domain 2A (gene BAZ2A). The transcript has 19 exons. The annotation marks the transcript as partial. Gene Ontology annotation, cellular component: rDNA heterochromatin. Gene Ontology annotation, molecular function: DNA binding. NCBI's taxonomy places the organism in Eukaryota, Metazoa, Chordata, Aves, Psittaciformes, Psittacidae. The record is from RefSeq and is a predicted model, not a curated record.
AUGGAAGCCAACUCCCCCCUGGGCUUCAGCUCCGCGCCCGCAGCCUCAGGACCCAAAGCGGCCUCGGGGGACGGCCCCUUCGGCCCCGGCUCCGCGCUCGGCUUCUCCCCACAAGGGAAAAGUCUCAACGGGCCCCUGGGCCUCAACGGCUUCCCCACCGCCUCUCACCCCAGCGCUUCGGGCCCCUUGGCCCCCAGCUCCCCGCCCGCGGCCGCGCAGCCCCUGCGCUCCUGCGACUGCCUCUGGGGCUUCACCUCCUGCGCCGGCCCCAGGGACGGGCGCCCCUCGCCCCCCCCCCCGCCGCCGCUCUUCGCCCUCAACGGCACCGAGCCCCCGGGCCCCGGCGCCAACCCCCGCGGCCCGGAGCUGUGGGGCAGCGGCGGCGCCGGCCCCAUGGGGCUGGGCUUGGACUCGCAGGAGCUCUACGGCGCCUUCCACGAGCAGGGCUUCGAGCUGGUGCCCAACGGGGCCGCCGGGUUCUAUGGGGCCGCGCAGCCCUUCCCGGAGGAGCCGGGCGCCGGUGAUGGAGGCGGCGAGGCCGCAGGCAAGGGCAUCCCGGUGGAGAACGGCGCCGGGCUCGUGGGCAGCGUGGAGCUGGAGGAGGCGCAGCCGGAGCUCAAGAUGUGCGGCUACAACGGGGCUGCCCCCGGAGCGGGGGGGCCGGGGCUGGGGGCUGCGUCCCCCCUCGCCCCCCGCCUGGACGAUGCCCCCAUCCUCAGUGAGGACCCCCUGGAGCCCUUCGGGGCGCUGGGCGCAGAUGCGGCCGGGCCCGCGGGUCUCUACUCCAUGGACGAUGCUGAGCUCGGGGGUCACAAAUCCCCCCUUGGGGACCCCCCGGACCCCGACCUGCACCAGGGCCCCUUCAGCCUCCUGCCCCCCCCGCUGCUCACCGGGCCCGGCUCCCCCCCGCUGCACGAGAGCAGCGUGGAGCUGAACAGCAGCAGCCACGUGGGGCUGCAGGAGCCGGGGUCCCUGGAGCUGGACCCCACAAUGGGGACCCCCGAGUCCCCGGCCCCAUCCGAGGAGGAGGAGGAGGAGGAGGAGGAGGAGGAAGCCGCCGGCACCAGCCCCGAGGCUCCAUCAGCACCGGGGGCUGCAGCGCUGAGCUCAGCACCGGGGGAUGCCCCACGGCGCCGCAUCGCCACGCAGGAGGAGGUGCGCUUCCCGCUGCAGCACGGGUGGAGGCGGGAGGUGCGCAUCAAGAGGGGGAACCACCGGUGGCAGGGGGAGACCUGGUACUAUGGGCCCUGUGGGAAGAGGAUGAAGCAGUUCCCGGAGGUCAUCAAGUACCUGAGCAGGAACCAGGGGGCCCAGGGCCCCGACGUGCGCCGGGAGCACUUCAGCUUCAGCCCCCGCAUGCCCGUGGGGGACUUCUAUGAGGAGAGGGAGACAGCGGAGGGCCUGCAGUGGGUGCAGCUCAGCCCCGAGGAGAUCCCCUCCCGCAUCCAGGCCAUCACCGGCAAGCGGGGGCGGCCCCGCAACGCCGAGAGGCCCAAGGGCAAGGAGGGCCCGGGGGGGGCCCCGGGGGGGGCAGCGCCGGGGGGGGGCAAACGGGGCCGGGGCCGCCCCCCCAAGGCGCGGCUGCUGGAGCUGCUGAGCAAGGCGGACGCGCGGCUGCUCAAGAGGCUCGAGGGGCAAGAGGCGCUGAGCGAGGAGGACAAGGCCAGGAUGAACAAGAUCAAGAAGAAGAUGAGGAGGAAGGCCAGGAGCCAGCAGCAGGCAGACCCCAAACCCCCCCGGGUGAAGGAGCCCAAGCGGCGCUGCAAGGCCAAGGCCAAGAGGGGCAAAGCCGAGAAGGGGAAGGAGAAAACCAGGGGCAAGGAGCGGAGGGGCCGGGGGGCCCCCAAGGGGCGCCGGGAGCAGCGGCUCCGGAUGGAGGAGAUGAGGAAACCAACGGAGGAUCUGUGCUUGGGGGACCACCAGCCGCUGCCGCCGCUGUCGCGCAUCCCCGGGCUGGUGCUGCCGGGCGCUGCGGUGUCCCGGUGCCUGGCGGUGCUGGAGUUCCUGCGCGGGUACGGGCGGGUGCUGGGGCUGGAGCCGGGCCGGGACGUGCCCAGCCUGAGCGCGCUGCAGGAGGGGCUGCUGGGGCUGGGGGACAGCGCGGGGAGGCUCCAGGACCUGCUCGUGAGGCUGCUGCGGGCGGCGCUGGGGGACCCCGGCCUCCCCCACUGCUGCCAGUCCCUCAGGAUCCUGGGGGAGAAGGUGCCCGAGAUCCGGCUCAGCCGCGACACCGUCUCCGAGGUCCUGCGCUGCUUCCUGGCGGCGCGGGGGGCGCCCGAGGGGCUCUGGGGGGGGCUCCGCACCAAACCCUUCCAGGCGCUGCCCCCCGGCACCAAGGCCUCCAUCCUGGCCUUCCUGGUGGACGAGCUCAACGGGAGCGCCCGCAUCAUCAGUGAGAUCGACAAGAGCCUGGAGAGCAUGGCCGGGUACCGCAGGAACAAGUGGGUCAUCGAGGGGCGGCUGCGCAGGCUCAGGGUGGCCCUGGCCAAGCGGAGCGGGCGCCCCGAGUCCGAGCUCCCCCCGCUGGAGGCCGCGCGGCGCCGGCGCAGCUCCCGCCUGAGCGAGGGCCCGGGGCUGGAGCCCGACGGGGAGGACGAGGAGGAGGAGACCCGGGGGCGGCGCUGGCGCAGGGAGGAGGAGCUCGACACCUCCACAUCCAGCAUCCCCGAGCUGGAGCGGCAGAUCGAGAAGCUGGCCAAGAGGCAGAUGUUCUUCCGCAAGAAGCUGCUCCAUUCCUCGCAGAUGCUGCGCGCGGCAUCGCUGGGGCAGGACCGGUACCGGCGCCGCUACUGGGUCCUGCCCCACCUGGGGGGCAUCUUCGUGGAGGGCGCGGAGGAGCCGGAGCCCCCGGAGCAGAAGCCGCCCGCGGUAAAGCCGGAACCGGAACCAGACCCGGAGCCGGUGCCGGUGCCCGUGGCCCCCCGGGUGCCCCCCCCGGUUUCCCG